Molecule: messenger RNA, 2587 nt
Organism: Blepharisma stoltei
Lineage: Eukaryota; Ciliophora; Heterotrichea; Heterotrichida; Blepharismidae
Source: the annotation of a GenBank genome assembly
AUGUCAAUUUGCUCAUACAUAGGAUGCCGAAUUCCGGUGAUUUAUGCUUGUUUUUGUGAUACAAAUGAGCUUUAUUUUUGCAGUAACCAUUUAAAAAACCACAUCCAAAGCUAUCCUGCUAUUAACCACAGAUAUCUGCAAGCUUUUAUAGACGCUCAAUCAGAGAUUAGGAAACGAACGAAAAUACUCUUUAACUCAGCAUCAAAAGAAUUAGACAAAGCUAAGAAUAAUGCCUUGCAAAACGCCGCAAAAAAAAUCAAUGAUAUAAAUAGAUAACUCCCCAAAGACAAUUUUUGAAUAAUUAAUAUAUCAGCUUUUGGUAUAAUUUUUAUAAAAAUUGCGUAACCUUUUAAAUAUGCAGAAGAGUGAGUAUAUGAAUACCUUGGAAAUAUUCAUAGCCUUGAGAAUGAUUUGCUAGCUUCAAUAAGACGAUUUUUUCUAAAUGAAUUUGUUUUAGAAGAUGAUUUCGAAAAAUUGGAAGCAAAAACGAUUAGCUAUUUAGACCAGAUAAAAUCUUGAGCCAGUCUUGAUGAUCUUUUGAAUUCCCAAAACAAAAUAAUCAGCAAACAACAUGAGCUUGCAUAUAAAAUAAUAUAAUGGAAUGAAUGCGUUAUACGUUCACAUAAUUUGGGAAGAUUUUCGCAUGUCAGGGCAUUUUUGCACAGGGACCAAGAUCCUAUAUUUGGAGUUUUUGCACUUAAGUGGCUCCUUAUUGGGUUUAAGCCCCACAGUGGAGAAUAUUUUGAUAUAUAGAGACCUUCUAAAAAUUAUAUCAACGCAUAAUAUGAUUAAAAAAACCCUUAAUGAUUCUGAAAAAUUAAUCAAAUUAACUAGAAAAAUAAUUUAACUCUGAGCUUGAAGAACUAAGGUUAUCACUAGCUUUUGAAAAAUCCAAAACCGUAAAAUUGGAAAAAGAUCUUAAUGAAGUAAUAAAUAAAUAUGAAGCAGCUAUGUCAGAAAAUAAGCUGAUGAUUCAAGAAAUACUCCAAUCAGGCUACGACUCCAGCAGAACAAUGAAUAAGCAUUUCAUAGAAAACGAAAAUAAAAUGGAGCAGCUUGAAAAAGCUGUCAAACACAUCAAAGACAAAAAAAACCGAAAAAAAUUUCAACUUGAGGCACUAAUGCAAGCUAAUUUAUUUUUAGCGAGAUUCCUGGAGAGUCCACAAAAUCCAAAUUUUAUUCAAAAAAUGCUAUUUACUAAAGAAAGAGAAAAGUAUAACCCAUAUGCUAGCUGCAUUUCUAAUAACUGUGAUUGACCUGGAGGAGAUCUUUAUUAGGCUAGUUUAGCUUAUUUAAAGACAGAUAUUAGCAUUAAUGGUGAUGUAGUCACAAAGACGUCCUGCUAGGGAGGUUCAUCCUCUUAGCGACGAACUAUCCAAACUUAAAAAUUUUGUGGAGAAUCAGCCUGUCUUUUAACACCUGUAGGCAGACGCAAGUUUGGGGACCUUUUGAAAUUGAAAGCGUCCUGCUGGGUUUUAGUUGGUCUGGAGAAGCGCAACGGCUGGCCGAUUAUAGGUCCAGGGCAAUGCUCUGCAUUAAGGGAAUGGAAGUUGGGAAGGAUAGCGAGCAAAGUCAGAUGGCGUUCGCUUAGCCAUCGGGUAGUUUCUCAAUCUGAUACCAGGAGUAGCGUCCUAAGAUACAAGUUUUAUUCAGGCCAGACCCUAAAAUUGAUAUUUUGAAUUUUCGGAAAGGGCAGCUCCGUUUACGUAUAACGGUGAUCCAGCAUCUUUACCUCCGGGGCUGCAAGUGAGAGAUCUUCUCGGAGGGAGCAAACACAAAGUGCAGCGCCGUAUAUCUGAUUGGCAUUCAAGAGGGUGGAGUAAAGCAAAGGUGUGAGAACCCGUCAUGGCUGGCCAGAGCUACUCUAUAAUAAUUUAAGUUAAGUUAAGCGACGAUCUGCCAGCAGGUCUAUCAAUAAUUAACACAUUAGUUUCCUCUUUACAUUAGCUUAGUCUUGAGUUAGCAGCUUAUAUAUUUCUAUGGCUAUAAAGGUAUUUGCAAUAGCUUAUUUCCAAGAAAUAGCUGCUUCCAGAAACGCAAUAUAGCAAGAGAGUGCUCACUCAGAACUGCUUUAAACCUUAGUUUCUCGAAUAUGAAUAUGAAUAUCAAAGGCCCGAAGGAUAUUGUUGAGCUCAUUCCAACCAUAGGCCGGAAUCAAAAAUUACCAAGAGAUCUUAUUGAACACUUAAAGGCUAAUCACAAUUGCGAAGAAUUUUUAAUGGUGAAAAAUGGAAUUAUAAGAUACUGGCACGUCAAGGUCUGGAAAAACUGUCAAUGAGAUAUAUGAAUUUUAAAAUUGGCUUCUGGUGUCCCUAUUAUCAUGAAAUCUUUUUGCGAUGAUAAAGCUUUUUAUGUGCAGUUUUAUGACUUAGAAGCAAAAAGAAUAAAAUUGAAGCUAAAUUUUGCUAAUUCUGGAGCAAAAAUGCAAUAUUCAUUAAGAACAGAGUCUUUAGAAUUUUGAAAUGAAGAGUAUAGAGAAAUGCCUUUUUGUUUAAAUUUAAACAUACUUGAAAAGCACAUGCUCGUAAUAUCUGAAGAAUUUGAAGGGUGUAAAAAAUUAUGCAUUUUAAUACAGGCUAAAAGCUAA